This is a messenger RNA of Ilex paraguariensis (yerba mate), 1012 nucleotides long. The record is from the annotation of a GenBank genome assembly. Lineage: Eukaryota; Viridiplantae; Streptophyta; Magnoliopsida; Aquifoliales; Aquifoliaceae.
AAUGAGCUUAAAAAUGGAGUAUGAAAAUGGGGCGGAGCUUGGGAGUUUGCUGAAAAUUCUCCCCCCUGUAGAGUUCUGUUGCGUUUAUGGCUCCACCCUUCAUCCAAAUAAUAGUGACAAGUCAUCCAUGGUAGAUUACGUUCUUGGAGUAUUGGAUCCUCAACAAUGGCACUCUGAGAAUCUGAAGAUGAACCAUGAUCAUUAUGCAUCAUGGAUGGUGCACCUCGGCGGAGCAAAAUUGAUUACUAAAGUUGCUGAUGGAGUUGGUGUUGGUGUUCACUUCAACCCAUUUGUUUCUUGGAAAGACAAGAUGUUCAAAUAUGGCGUUGUUCGAAUGGAUGACUUGAUUCAAGACAUAUCAAAGUGGGAGAGGUUCUACUUGAGUGGUCGUUUGCAGAAACCUGUUCAUAUACUUGUGGAUAAUUUUGAGAUUGGAAAUCUGAACUCUGUCAAUCUGAGGGCUGCCACCUCUGCUGCUCUCCUCUUUCUGCCACCCAAAUUCACUGAGGAAGAUCUGUUUGCCAAAAUAUGUAGCCUAUCAUACAUGGGUGACUUGCGAAUGUUUUUUGCAGAAGACAGAAAUAAGGUAAAGAAGAUUGUACAAGGGCAGUUUAAUUUAUUCCGGGAAAUGUAUAAGCCAUUUCUAGAAGAACAUGCGACUAAGGAUUUGUUGAGAUUGUCAUCAUCUGCUGAUCAUCAAUUGAAUAUAUCUCAGGAUUGUCAUUUGUCUGCUGCUUCCUCCCUUGUGUCUUCUCUUCCUCCGAGGGUAAGAAGUGAAAUGGGGAUGAAACUAGGCGAGAAAAAGAAAUUGGAUGAAAGUGGUCGAGUUAUACGUGAAGUUGUGUUUAGUUCUAGAGAGGAGGUUGCAAACUGUCUGCGGAAGCUUGUGAGUCAUAGGGUUAUGGUUUCAAGUGCAAGGCAGGCUGUUGCUGGUUUUCUGACAGUUGGUGCUGUUCAUGGAGUCAGAUACCUAGCUAAUAAAAUGCACAAGGCUUGGAAAUCGUGGACAUAA